CAACUAUUGAGCGAUGAAUUUCUCAGUCGAUGGCAACGUCACACACGUCUCUCUCAACGUCAGAGACACGUUUGUCACGGCUUUGACAAAGAACAUUAUUGUGGUGGCGCUGUGGAUCUCCAUCAACUACAUCAAUGGCACAUUUGUCCACACCUUCUUGAAACACGAGACCUUCAAUGUCAACCCUCGCUACAUCCUCUUCAUCCACCUGGUGAUCAAUGACAUGAUCCAAUUGACCAUUGCUGUCUUCCUGCAUGUCAUAAGUUACAUCCUGUUCACAAUCAAUGUGUCUUUAUGCUGCUUUCUUUUGAUGAUCGCCAUUUUUACCACUUUGAAUACUCCUGUGAACCUGGCUACCAUGGCCAUAGAGCGCUAUAUAGCUAUAUGUAUACCGCUGCGCCAUUCUCAGAUAUGUACAGUGCGCAGGACCUACAUUCUCAUUGGCAUCAUUUGGAUCAUGGCCACGAUUCCAAUUUUACCUGACCUUUUCAUUCUCUUGGCCACAGAACCACUUCAGUUCUUCCACUCCAAAAUAUUCUGUAGCCGAGACUCACUUUUCCGCAACCCGUACCUGAUAGAGAAGAAAAACAUUUCCCACGCUGUGUAUCUGACUGUUGUUUGGUUCACUCUUUUCUAUACGUAUUUCAGGAUCAUGUUCACUGCCAAGGCGGCUAAUGCGGAUGCCAGGAAGGCUCGCAACACCAUCUUGCUUCAUGCUGUACAGUUGUUAAUGUGCAUGUUCACCUACAUAGGCCCUUUGAUUGACAGCCUGAUGCUAUAUAUAUUUUCCACACAUGCGCUGGAGAUCCGGUUUACUAGCUAUGUAAUUGUUCAUAUUUUGCCCAGGCUUAUUAGUCCAAUAGUUUAUGGGCUUAGAGAUCAGACCUUUUGUAAGUAUCUGAAGAGGUACCUGUGUCGGGUGAAUGAGCAUUUAUCCUCAAAAUGUGUCCCUCUCAAACACCACCAGCCAAGGGAAAAGGUCUUUAUAGAUCACAUAGCAUGAUAAUUCUUCUCCAUGUGUAUAUACUCUAUAUUUUCAGUGGUUUAUUUUGAAAGGUGUGUAAGUAAAUUCAUUUUCUCACGAUAUAUAUAAAUAUAUGUAUAUAUAUAUAUGUUUGUGUGUGUAUAUAUAUAUAAAUAUAUAUAUAGAGAGAUAAAGGGUUUUAUUGUUCUUCACCAAAUAAUUAUGGCAGCAAGCUGAAUUGUAAUGAAAAUGUGGAAGAAAAAAUGUGUAAUUCAAUAUCUAUCUAUCCACUGAGUGUAAAAAAAAACCAUUAAGGACACCUGCUCUUUCCAUGAGACUGACCAGGUGAAUCCAGAUGAAAGCUAUGAUCCCUUAUUGAUGUCACUUGUUAAAUCCCCUUCAUUGUAGAUAAAGGGAGGAAACAGAUUAAAGAAGAAUUUGUAAGCUUUGAGACAAUUGAGACAUGGAUUGUCUGUGUGCCAUUCAGAGGGUGAAUGGGCAAGACAAAAGAUUUAAGUGCCUUUGAACGGGGUAUGGUAGUAAAGUGCCAGGCACACCGGUUUGUGUCAACUGCAAUGCUGCUAGGUUCUUAAUGCUUAACAGUUUCCUGUGUGUAUUAAGAAUGGCCCACCACCCAAAUGACAUCCAGCCAACUUGACAACUGUGGGAAGCAUUGGAGUCAACAUUGGCAGGCAUCCCUGUAGAAUGCUGUUGACGAAUUGAGACUGUUCUGAGGGCAAAAGGGGGGCUCUAACUCAACAUUAGGAAGGUGUCCUUAAUGUUUUGUACACUCAGAAUGUAUGCAUGUAUACACACCAGUGCCUUCAGAAAGUUCACACCCCUUGACUUUUUCUUCCACAUUUUGUUGUGUUAUUCUGAAUUUAAAAUGGCUUUAAAAAUGUUUUGAUUGUGUCACUGAUAAAAAAUAAAAAUGUAAAAAA
Molecule: messenger RNA, 1905 nt
Organism: Oncorhynchus keta (chum salmon)
Lineage: Eukaryota; Metazoa; Chordata; Actinopteri; Salmoniformes; Salmonidae
Product: odorant receptor 131-2-like
Exons: 1
Coding region: 14-1003 (329 amino acids)
Biological process (GO): G protein-coupled receptor signaling pathway
Cellular component (GO): membrane
Molecular function (GO): G protein-coupled receptor activity
Source: RefSeq, a predicted model, not a curated record